CGCCACACUUCCGGGUGUGCAGGACGCGGAGAGGCCGCUGAUGAAGCUCUCUGUCCGGCUGAGAGCGUGAGGGAGAACCGCAGCCAUGGCCUCCGACAUCACGCCAGAGGCCGUGGGCUUCCUGACGGCGGUGGGCGUGCUGGUGGCGGCGCUGGCCCUCCUCUUCCUCUUCAUCAACAAGAUGAUGUGCUUCUCCCGCGUGGGGGGGGUGCCGUGUCUGGAGCAGCAGAGCCGCAGCAGGAAAACACGCCAAGGCCUCGUCAAAAGCUUCGGCGGCGGCGACGGCGGCGCAGGCACGUCCUCGGACAGCGACAACGAGGUCAUGAAGCAGUUUGAGAUGUCGGUGUCACGCUCGCAGAGUUUGCGUGUGAGUCAGCCCAGAGGUGAGCAGCAGCAGCAGCAGCAGCAGCAGCAGCAGCAACAGCAACAGCAGCAGUUUCGGCGGACGCUGAGCCGGAGAAAUCAGUUCUCCCGCUUGUCCAAACACGAGGAGGGCAGCACGGAGCCACGCGACUGUGAAGGUAAACAAACAACGUUCACCUGUGCAGGUCUUGUGGUGAUCCGACGAGAAGUUCCACCGAGUCCUUUUUUCAUGGACCUUGUUUUUCCUGUGCGGUCACGUUGGAUCAUGUCUCCGUGACCCGACUGCUUUUAGUGUGAUGCAGCCUGCCCGCUGUUGCCAUGGCGAUGAAGCCAUU
Messenger RNA from Entelurus aequoreus (snake pipefish), 698 nucleotides. RefSeq names its product synaptotagmin-14-like. Bases 86 to 640 code for a protein of 184 amino acids. The transcript is spliced from 3 exons. The record is from RefSeq and is a predicted model, not a curated record. Lineage: Eukaryota; Metazoa; Chordata; Actinopteri; Syngnathiformes; Syngnathidae.